Ziziphus jujuba (common jujube) is the source of this 1538-nucleotide messenger RNA. RefSeq lists its product as uncharacterized. Gene Ontology annotation, molecular function: zinc ion binding. The transcript has 7 exons. Bases 156 to 1124 code for a protein of 322 amino acids. The record is from RefSeq and is a predicted model, not a curated record. Lineage: Eukaryota; Viridiplantae; Streptophyta; Magnoliopsida; Rosales; Rhamnaceae.
UUUUUUUUUUUUUUUUUUUUUUGGUUUUUGAAUAAGAAUUUAAGAGUUUGGGAAUUGGGUUUUUUUCUUUCUUUUUUCUUUUUUAAUGUAAUUUUUCAGUUUCCAAAAGCCCAAUUCUCUAUAAUCUCCACCAAGUUUCUUCUCUCGCAAUUCAAAUGGCGGAUCACUCUGACGCUUCGCCACUCAUCCCUCCAUCGCCGAUCACCGACCCAAACGAGAUCGACCUCGAAGCUGGCCCUGGAGAACAAAUCCAGUGCCGAAUUUGUCUCGAAACUGACGGUAGGGAUUUCAUUGCACCUUGUAAGUGCAAAGGGACAUCAAAGUAUGUGCACCGGGAAUGUUUGGAUCAUUGGCGAGCUGUAAGGGAAGGGUUUGCAUUUGCUCACUGCACAACCUGCAAGGCCCCUUAUCAUUUGAGAGUUCAUGUUGCUGCUGAUAGAAAAUGGCGAACCCUGAAAUUCCGGUUCUUUGUGACAAGGGAUAUAAUAUUUAUAUUUGUGGCUGUUCAACUUGUGAUUGCUUCGCUGUCAUAUUUGGUGUAUUUAAUAGAUAGUUACCAGCAAUUCUGGAUUCGUCUUGCAUGGGGUUUUGAUAGUGAACUUAGUUUCUACUACAUUUGUGGAGCUCUAUUGUUCUUCGCUUUGCUUGGGUUAUCUGGAUGCUUCAUUACCUGUUAUGAUCGUAGAGUGCACAAUGAUUUGGCUCAGCCUUGCCGAGAAUUAUGUCUUUGUUGCUGUCAACCUGGUGUUUGUGCGGACUGUCAUUUACCUGGCACUCUCUGUAUGUGGACUGACUGUACCACAUGCUUUGAAAGUUGUGCUAGUAUGGCAGGUGAAUGUGGUUGCUUAGGAGGUGCUGGUGAAGCAGGGCUACCAUUACUUUUCAUAAUGGCUUUGAUUGUGCUGGGGCUUUUUACUUUGAUUGGGAUAUUCUACAGUGUAUUGGUGGCUACAAUGGUUGGACAACGGAUAUGGCAGCGGCACUAUCACAUACUAGCAAAAAGGAUGUUAACAAAGGAAUAUGUUGUUGAGGAUGUCGAUGGUGAAAUGAUGGGAACUGAUUGGUCUCCCCCACCUCUGCCAUCAGAGCAUGUUCAGCAGCUAAAAACACUUGGCCUCUUAUAAAUUAAAUUGGAAAGGGGCCAUUUCAAUAUUCACAAAAGUAACAUUAUGUAGAUAUGACUGCUCUCUCUAUUUGAUAGGUCAUCCUGACUUUUGGGUUACAGAGUUCUCGCUUUGCUCCGGAAGAGUCUUAUGCGCACUGAGAAAGAUCUCCAAUGCAUUUCUUGUGCAUUUAUAUUCAUAAAAUUGUGUAUGAUAUUUUAUGCAAGAUGUCUGCAAAUCUCUACCUUUAACUUUCAGUGCAAGAAAGAUGCGAAAAAAUAUUUUAAAUAACUUACUUGUAUACCAGUUCUGUUGUAACCAUGAAUUGAUAUUUUCUUUCUUUUUAUUUUGUUUCUUUUUUGGUCAAAUUUAUAGCGAAGUUGGCGGAUGUAAUAUACUUAAAGCUUUUUUCCUUAGCGAUUACCAGUUUCUGUA